UCCAUGGUGAUACAUGAGAAAUUGUACGUUUUCAGCUUCUUUUAGAAAUUAGCUGUAAUCGGUAAAUUGGACAUAUAUUUGAAGAUUUGAGUGUCCGUGAUGUUUAAUAAUCGUUUUAAAUACGAAAAGGCAAGGAGGCGAUUAGCUGCUGUAACUUUUCUGUCCAACAUUUCAUUGGAUGGAACAAUUAAAGGUACUGAUUUAGUACAUUUGGCUGAAAAAUCAUUGAAAACUGAAAAAGCUGACGUUGGUGAUAGCAAUACAGAACAUGAUGAGCUAAAGAAUAAUUCAUGUAAUCGACAAAAAAAAAUACAAGUUAGUCCACUUCAUCGCCUGGGAGCUGAUAAUCACUCCCUUAGUUCAGACUCUGAGUUAACAAACACAAUUACUCCUGUGAAAAGCAAUAUCAACACUUUCAGAGAAAGAUGUGCAUCUGGAAAUACCGAUUCAUUCAAAGAUAAACAAGCAUCAGGCAGAGUUAAAAAGGGUCACUUGGUAUCUGUAACUGGAGUUACAACUGAUGAUAAAAGCAGUACAGAAAGUUUAAAUUUUGGUCGUAUUCGUAAUGUCAACAACUGCAUUCCUGAGAAUCAUAGCAAGGAAUUGCGAUUAGUUCGCCCAAGUAAAGGAGUUUCAUUUAGGGAUGAGCGGCUUGCAUUUGCUCCAUCACAAGGUGUACCAUGUGUUGUGUUUAGUACUAUACCUUAUUCAAAGACUGUUCGUAAUCCACGAUCAGAUUUAAGAAAAGAUGGUGUUCGUAGGCGUAAUACUUCAGGACCAAGGCCUCUCUCUGCUAUUACUGAUAAUGGUGUGGAUCCUUUUGAUCUGCUUGGUUUAGAAAGGGAAGAGAAUGGGCAAGACAUUUCUUAUUCAAAACUGUUGGUUCCGUCAAGAGUUUGUACAAGAGAACAGUACAAAAAAAUGUAUGAAGGCGACUUCACUGACAAGUCAAAUUGGAAAAUUUUGAAUCGCCAUCCACAUGUUAUUGCGAGGUGUUUCUCGUAUGAGUCGUCGCAAAGAACCACAAUGGCGGCGUCUCCUCCACAUUCUUCAGUAGAAAUGAAGACAUUUGAUUGGGAUGAAGGGACACUUAUAUCACAAAAAUAUGUACAUUAUUGUCCAAACGUGCUUGACGAUCCAGAACUGAUUGCUGGCAAACACAGGACUUUGCUGACGUUCACAUCAUACAUGACUUCAAUUAUUGACUAUGUCCGUCCUCAAGACUUAAAAAAGGAAUUGAAUGAUAAAUUUCGGGAGAAGUUCCCACACAUCAAAUUGACGCUCAGUAAAUUGAGAAGCAUUAAAAAAGAGAUGCGCAAAAUAGCAAAGCACGAUGGUGGAGGAAUUGAUUUAUUAUCCGUCGCUCAAGCUUAUGUUUAUUUCGAGAAACUUAUUCUUGCAAAUUUAAUCAACAAAGAUAACAGAAAACUAUGCGCAGGUGCUUGUUUGCUACUGUCAGCUAAGCUCAAUGAUGUUAAAGGAGAAACUCUGAAGGCGUUAAUAGAGCGUAUCGAAACAACUUUUAGAGUGAAUAGAAAAGAUUUGAUGCGUUUCGAGUUUGCUGUAUUGGUGGCCCUAGAGUUUGGAUUGCACGUUCCACCGUACGAGGUGUUCCCGCACUAUCAACGGCUGCUGCACGACUCGUGACCCUGGCGAAGGCUGGCCUUCGAGCCGUGCAUCCGCGUCUGCCAUCGGAGGCGAGCGAGCAUCGUAGACAAUCUAAGAGCCAGCGCUUGGAUAUAAACAUGCGGGCAAGUGUUCCUUCUUAUUAUAUAGGGCGUCGUUUCUCAUCGUUAUUGGGGUUGCGACCCAUUCGUAAUAGUCAAACGGUUAAAUAAUAAUCGACACAUUCCCAUAGACGCUUACAAAAUCUAAUUUAAACUUUCAUGAUAAUGUAUACCGGGGGCCAAUUGUCUAAUUUUAAAAUCAAUCGCAAUCCCUUACAAUUUGACAUUUGAUAUAUAUUAAUGAACUUUAAUCUGCAACCUGUUUGACGUGUGAUAGCGCUUGUUAUCGUGACGCUUCUUUGAAUUGGAUGACCGAUAUGGUUAAUUGGACGUUAGUUGAAAUUAUUAAAGGCAAGCUUUAUACGCAAAUGUUUUUGAAAGCUAUUGAGAAAUGUCAAACGAACGAGUUAAAUACUAACUGCAACCUUUCAAUGGGUUUAGCAAAGUUUUUAUUAUGUUUCUUGAUUAAUCAAAUCAUCAUUCAUUACAAAAGCGUUUGUGACUUUAAACGUUACACGAUAAAUCAUUAACGCCACCGCAAACCUUUAAAAAGGAUUACAGUAGAUUUCGAAAUUACGCAAUUAGCCCACAGAUCUUAUUUUUAAAAAAUGGGUGCGAUGCCUAUAAUAUGGGUCCUCAAGUUGAGAAAUGAUUAUACGCCCGCAAUUUUCGACAUUGCAGUUUUCUACAGGAAAAAGAUAUUUCUCGCACUUCCGUUUAUUGUGUGUCAGCAUAAUAAGAUAUGGUUCUUGUUGGUAACUCUUUGCAAUAUUAAAUUUAUUCACAGAAAUUAAUUAACUUAAGCAAAAGUCCAGUUUUACAGUUUAUUUUUCUAUCAUUUCAAGUAUUACUGUUUAAGUGACAAUAAUUGAAUUCACUAAAAGAUAGAAAUUUGGAUUGUUUCCCUGCUAGGAAACAAGGUGCCUUAAAACUAAUACAAAUUUGUGUAACUUAUUCAGAUAAUUUUCAUUGGCGAUUAGUUCCUAGAAACAAAAGUGUACUACCUAAUUAAGUGAUUUAUGAGCGAGUAUUAAGUGUAAUCAGGUUUCACUAAAUUCGCUGUCAGUUCGUAGCGAACUGGUUAUAGUGCGAGGAAUUGCUGGAAUGUUAUAAGAAUUGAGGAAGCUGUUUCUUGUCAAGAAUUGUUGUUAUGUUAUAAUUCUUACAUAGUUAAUUUCAUUUAUGUAUAUAAUGCGCAUAGGUCUUAAUUAAAUACAGUAUUGUUCACCAAUUCAGUCUUACUUCUCUCGUCUUAUUUUAAAGGUAAAAAAGAGAUUGUAUUUUAAGUAAAUUCAUUAAGCACAAACUUUAGCUAUAUUAAAUAAAAAUUUGGUGGGAUAGUUCGAUAUAAAAUUUUAUCGUAUUUCCUUGGGCAAACAAAUUAUUAUUGAUAUUUUUGUAUGAACAACAUUUGGUUUGUUAUCCAGACGUGAUAUAUUAAAUAAUUUUAUGUAAUGACCAUUUUAUAUUUGAGAUAUAGAUAGUUGGAAAUUAAGUUUAACAUUUAUAGUAUGUAACUCCAUAACAUUUAAUGAUUAGAUUCUAGAUAAACAUUAAACGCACUGUACAAUAAAUGACAAUGGUCAACAAAUGGUCGGAAAGCCAUGCAGUCUAGUCUUGGGCGUAAUAGUUCGCAACUUCUAAACGAACUACAAGAGCGAUCUAGUUCGAUUUCUAACCUCUUUGCUCUAUACAGUAGGAGCAGUUUUAAAACGAGCGAACGCUCUGCCUUAUAAUUGAAUAAUUUUAAGGCAGAUACUGCUCCUUCCUGUUGUGACAAAAUUAUUGAACAUGCACAUUUAUAUCAAAUUUUUGGACAC
Molecule: messenger RNA, 3547 nt
Organism: Diatraea saccharalis (sugarcane borer)
Lineage: Eukaryota; Metazoa; Arthropoda; Insecta; Lepidoptera; Crambidae
Source: the annotation of a GenBank genome assembly